GGCUCCAUCCCUCCCCCUCCCCGGCUCUACUCGGGCAGCGGCUCCCUGCUGCUGUGGCUCCGAGAUUCGCAGUUCAAGGGUCAGCGCAGCCCAGGGCUUAGCCCAAGCCUGCCUGGAGCUGGAUUUAACCCUCAGGCGGCUGCUGCCCCAGGCCCUCCAGCCCUGGCCUGCCAUGGGAGCCCGGAGCCAGCUGGACCUGUGCCCUGGUGCUGCCUGUGCGUAGGGCAGAGACCUGGGCACCCUGCCGGUGGAGAGACGAGUAACCGAGAGCCACCCCAGGGAGCAGGGCUGGAGAGUGGGAGCCAGGCUGCCGGGCUGAGUCCCUGCGCCGGUCCCUUACUGCUGCCUUGUGCUGGGUGUUUACUUGGGCAGCAGGCGGACUGAACGCAUCCCCGUGGUGCAGGAAGUGGCCGCUGCCACAGGACAACACAAAUGAUGGCUGAUAACCAGGCUAUAGGGCUGAGUCCAUGCGCCACGCCUGGAACUGUGUGUGUGUUGGGCAUAGAUCUGGGCACCACCUCAGUGAAGGCUGCCUUGGUCGUAGAGACAGCGCAAGGGCAAAUUGUGACCCAGAGCUGUUCAAGGGAGACACAGGCCCAGGCUAAUAGCCCGGCUGCUGGAGCACAGGGAAUGGAGCAAGAUGUCCAGAAAAUAAUAAAAGCCUUGAAUGAAUGUCUUGCGGCUUUUCCCCAGGAGCACCUUCAAAGGUCUUUAAGGUGCCACCAGACUCCUUGUUGUUUUUGUGGAUACAGACUGACACGGCUACCCCCCGAUACCAGAUGUUGCAAAUGGGCCGAGAGUGGAACUGGUCACACCUUUCAGCCUGGAGAAGUCAGUCAUCUGAUUACGUGGCAAGAUGGCCGCUGCAGCAGCAGUUUCCUCUCUUCUCUUCCUCAACCACAGUCACAUCUAAGCGUGGCUACAGGAUUUGGAUGUGCCACAAUCUACUGGUAUUUGAAGAACAGCCCAGAUUUUCUGAAGCCUUUUGAUGCAGCUGGUACCAUCCACGACUAUGUGGUUGCCAUGUUGUGUGACCUGGAAAGGCCAUUGAUGUCCGUCCAGAACGCUGCCAGCUGGGGAUAUUUUAAUUCCAGAAGUAAAAGCUGGAAUACUGAGAUUUUGAGAGAAUCUGGCUUUCCCCUUGACUUGCUUCCUGAAGUGGGUGACCCUGGUGGCAUUGCUGGGAGGAUGCCCCAUGACUGGCAUGGAAUACCAAAGGGAGCGGAAGUGGGAAUUGCUCUGGGAGAUUUCCAGUGCUCUGUUUAUUCUUGUAUGACUGAGCGGACUGAUGCAGUUCUCAAUAUCAGCACCUCUGCUCAGCUGACAGUCCCCAUGCCCUUGGGAUUCCAGCCCCCAGAGACACCAGAUUCCUUGUCAGCUGUUGCCUAUUUUCCUUAUUUUGAUGGUAACUAUCUGGCAGUGGCAGCAUCACUCAACGGAGGAAAUGUGCUGGCAACAUUUGUGGAUAUGUUGGCCUGCUGGAUGGCGGAGUUGGGGUAUGACGUUCUAGAGUCCCAUGUCUAUACACAAAUGAUCAACGCAGCCUUGGCCCAAAAUGCUACCAGACUCUCAAUCUGCCCAACUGUAUUUGGAGAAAGGCACAUGCCUGAGCAACUGGCGUCUGUGACUAGUAUCGCUGCUUCUGAGCUCUCUCUGGGUCACGUCACCAGAGCUUUGUGCCAUGGGAUCAUUCAGAAUCUGCAUUCCAUGUUGCCAUUUCAACACCUGAAAGAGGCAGGAGUGAAGAGAAUUCUGGGAAGUGGAAGUGCCCUUUCCAGGAAUGAGGUGCUGAAGCAAGAAGUGGAGAAAACUUUUCCACUUCCUGUGAUCUAUGGAAAGGAUGUGGAUGCAGCUGUAGGCGCUGCUAUGGUGAUGCUGCACAGAAGAUAAAUCCAUAGUUCAGGAUUGUCUGAUACAAAGUUUUUUUUUUUUUUCUGGACAUAUCAACACUUUCUUUCUAUUUCCUCAUCAUUCCUGACGUUGCUUUUAAUCUACCAUUCCACUCAGUAUGGAGAAGAACAGCUUCCAUUAAUGUCCCUCUCUGGUUCCAUAUGUACUCAGGGCCCUGCAUGCUCUUAUGUUGUCAUUCCUAAUUGUGCAACAAUUUACCAUAUGAAAUUUGGCUGUGUGAAGGGAAAAGCUCCAUUACGUUUGGGUUGAAGAUAAUACUUCAUCACAGGCUUAUUUUCCUGUUAGGUAAGAAGAGCCAGUGUCUGUUGGUAAUGGCAUCUGUAGCCUUUGUUAGAGAUGUUUUGUGGUUAAACUAUCUCUUUCCAUAUAUAUGUGUAUACAACACAAUGGAGCCUAAAGGUGCUACUGUAAUACAAAUAAAAUAAUAAUUUACCAUA
Molecule: messenger RNA, 2348 nt
Organism: Caretta caretta (loggerhead turtle)
Lineage: Eukaryota; Metazoa; Chordata; Testudines; Cheloniidae
Gene: SHPK
Product: sedoheptulokinase
Biological process (GO): phosphorylation; cellular response to lipopolysaccharide; glycerol metabolic process
Cellular component (GO): cytosol
Molecular function (GO): sedoheptulokinase activity
Source: RefSeq, a predicted model, not a curated record